AUGGUGCACAUCAAAGAGUUCGCCUGGAUGGACGACCAUGAGACAUGGGCGACUCAUAAUCUCGCUGAGACCUGCUGUGCCUCCAUCUCACUCGACGAUCUUCUGGCCUUCGCGGGGAACAAGGAUAGUGCCAACCUUAUUAACUUCACCCAGAAGCAAACCUAUGGGGCAAUAUGGGGCACUGAUGCGUUGCGCUCGAACAUCGCCAACCUGUAUCGCGACGCCUAA
This is a messenger RNA of Aspergillus thermomutatus, 228 nucleotides long. RefSeq lists its product as uncharacterized. The record is from RefSeq and is a predicted model, not a curated record. The coding region runs from base 1 to 228 and encodes 75 amino acids. Lineage: Eukaryota; Fungi; Ascomycota; Eurotiomycetes; Eurotiales; Aspergillaceae. The transcript is spliced from 2 exons.